AAUGAAUUAACCCAGACUACUUUGCAUUGACUUGGAUUAGUUUCGGAUUCAAAUCCAAUCUAACCCGACCCUCCCAUCAUAAUCCUAACACCCCCUUUUGUUUCCCCAAAUCUGCCGAAUCCUCUUAUGAAAUCCAUUCCAAUACACUUCAUUUUCUCUGAGUAAUUAACUCAAUUGAGUUUGACUACUGGAGGCUUCUGGUAGUUCUGUAGGUGACUGGUCUGGUUUUUGAUUCCUGGGAGUCUUCUGGUGGCCAGUAAUGGCAGUGGCAGACCCAUCACCAUCUUUAGAGAUUUUAGUUAGAGAACCAGUGGGUUUUGCCCUCUGGACCGGACCACCUUUCACCAAUGCUCAACCCAAUGUCAAGAUUGAUAGAGUCCUAUGCACAAGUGCCAAGUACAGUGAAGACGGGUCUACACUCAUGGCGAUAAAAUCUGAUUCUGUAAUUAGCAUUUUCGAUUGCAAAAGCUCCAAAGAGAGAAGAAAUUUUGAAGCCCUAAACAUUCUUGCGGCCAUCUUGUCCCCUUGUGGUACUUAUCUCCAGACCUUUCAGAAACCCUUGUCACCUCAGGAAAAGAAUGUUACCUUAUGGAAGACGGUGACAGGUGAUGCUGUUUAUCAUCUAUUCCAAAAGAACAUGACAACAGCCACAUGGCCCUCAGUACGAUUUAGCUUUGACGAAGUUGUUGCAUGUCGAAUGGCAACAAAUGAAAUACAAUUUUUUGAUACUGGGGAUUUCUCCAAAGGAAUCAUACAUCGACUUAGAGUCCCUGGAGUAGCUGCAGUAGAGCUUUCUAAGACACCGGGCUCCUAUGUGGCAGCAUUUGUUCCUGAAUCUAAGACCUUUCAGAAACCCUUGUCACCUCAGGAAAAGAAUGUUACCUUAUGGAAGACGGUGACAGGUGAUGCUGUUUAUCAUCUAUUCCAAAAGAACAUGACAACAGCCACAUGGCCCUCAGUACGAUUUAGCUUUGACGAAGUUGUUGCAUGUCGAAUGGCAACAAAUGAAAUACAAUUUUUUGAUACUGGGGAUUUCUCCAAAGGAAUCAUACAUCGACUUAGAGUCCCUGGAGUAGCUGCAGUAGAGCUUUCUAAGACACCGGGCUCCUAUGUGGCAGCAUUUGUUCCUGAAUCUAAGGUUUGUAGUCCUCAACUCUGA
Ilex paraguariensis (yerba mate) is the source of this 1159-nucleotide messenger RNA. Lineage: Eukaryota; Viridiplantae; Streptophyta; Magnoliopsida; Aquifoliales; Aquifoliaceae. The record is from the annotation of a GenBank genome assembly.